AUGAAUGUGAACAUCACGGAGCUGUUCAGUUCUGGAACCCUGGCAGAUUACUACAAGCUGUAUGGGAAGCAUUUGAAAAUCAACACGUUGAAGAGCUGGGUGAAGCAAAUCCAGAGUGAGCUGGAGUAUCUGCACACCUGGAAGCCGCCCAUAGUCCACCGAGAUAUCAAAUGUGACAACAUCUUCAUAAAUGGAAACACGGGCGAGGUAAAAAUUGGGGAUAUGGGGUUCGUCAAAGAAAUAAGAGAGGUGAGGCUGGACAUGGUCGUGGGAACGCCGGAGUUCAUGGCGCCAAAGCUUUUGGACCUGGACUACAACCAACUAGUGGACGUGUAUGCAUUGGGCAUGAGCGUGCUGGAGAUGUUAACUAGGGAGUACCCGUACGAGGAGUGCAAGAACAUGCGCGAGAUCUUCAUGAAAGUUAAGGCUGGGUAG
Molecule: messenger RNA, 435 nt
Organism: Physcomitrium patens
Lineage: Eukaryota; Viridiplantae; Streptophyta; Bryopsida; Funariales; Funariaceae
Source: RefSeq, a predicted model, not a curated record